Molecule: messenger RNA, 2172 nt
Organism: Clupea harengus (Atlantic herring)
Lineage: Eukaryota; Metazoa; Chordata; Actinopteri; Clupeiformes; Clupeidae
Product: pre-mRNA-splicing factor RBM22-like
Cellular component (GO): Prp19 complex; U2-type catalytic step 2 spliceosome; U2-type catalytic step 1 spliceosome
Molecular function (GO): U6 snRNA binding; pre-mRNA binding; metal ion binding
Source: RefSeq, a predicted model, not a curated record
CCUACUGGGAUAGCUGCUUAAGUGAGAACUUGGAUUGUAGCCACACCUGUCACCAAUUGGUACUUUGGUUGAGUGGCUGGUUGUUGGAUGAAACCAUGCAAUGAUCUCCGAUAGUAUAGCCUAGUGUCCUUAAGGCAGUCCGAGAUAUUCCUCAGAGAUUACAUAGGACUUCCCUAUCCUCUGUCAGACAUGCCUUGGUGAAAACCCAUAUAUCCGAAUGACCAAAGAGAAGUUUGGCAAAGAGUGCAAGAUCUGCGCUCGUCCUUUCACGGUGUUCCGCUGGUGUCCCGGCGUCCGUAUGCGCUUCAAGAAGACAGAGGUUUGUCAGACAUGCAGCAAGAUGAAAAAUGUCUGCCAGACUUGUCUGCUGGACUUGGAGUAUGGUCUGCCAAUUCAGGUGCGAGAUACUGGCCUGUCCGUGAAAGAUGACAUGCCGAGGUCAGACGUGAACAAGGAGUUCUACACGCAGAACAUGGAGCGAGAGAUCCAGAGCUCGGACGGCACACGGCCGGUGGGUUUGCUGGGUAAAGCCCCAGGCCACAGCGACAUGCUGCUCAAGCUGGCGCGCACCACGCCCUACUACAAGAGGAACCGGCCGCACAUCUGCUCCUUCUGGGUGAAGGGAGAAUGCAAGAGAGGAGAGGAAUGCCCCUACAGGCACGAGAAGCCCACAGACCCAGAUGAUCCCCUGGCGGAUCAGAACAUCAAGGACCGCUACUACGGGCUAAACGACCCGGUGGCGGACAAACUCCUGAAGCGUGCGUCCGCUAUGCCCAGGCUGGACAUGCCCGAGGACAAAGCCAUCACCACCCUCUACAUAGGAGGCCUAGGAGACAACAUCACCGACUCAGAACUCCGGAACCAUUUUUACCAGUUUGGUGAAAUCCGCACCAUCACCGUGGUGCAGAGGCAGCAGUGUGCCUUCAUUCAGUUCGCCACACGGCAGGCGGCCGAGCUCGCCGCCGAGAAGUCCUUCAACAAGCUCAUCAUCGGCGGACGAAGGCUCACCGUCAAAUGGGGAAGGUCCCAGGGAGCCAGAGGGAGAGAAAAAGACCCAGACAGUGUCAAUGAGUCAGGGAACAGGCUGGAGCCCGUACCAGGGCUCCCAGGAGCCCUGCCCCCCCCUCCUGCCCCAGAGGAGGAGGUGCCUGCCAACUACUUCAACCUGGACCCAGCUACCUCCUCGGCAGUCUUGAACAUUGCCAUGCCGCCCCCCCCCGGCAUACCCAACCCCCCACCGCCAGGUUUUGGACCCCCAAUAUUCCACCCCAUGGGGCCGCCCCCCCCUCCUCCUAUGGGCCUCAAACCUCCAGGCCUCAUCCACUACCCUUCACAGGACCCUCAGCGCAUGGGCGCCCACGCCCACGCCACCCGGCACGCGGCGGAGUAACCCGUACCCUCCACCCGUGCCACCUCGCUAAGUGGCAGCUUCACGCAGGCCUGGACAAAGGAGUGCUCUCAGUCUGGUGGCAUUUCCUGACCUUCAUCACACUCUCACAUCUCACUUGACAAUGGAACCCCCCCCCCAGUAGUGAGGAAAAACCGGCUAUCUGAUCAUAGACUGUGAAUGGGCCGGAGGUGAAUUCUGACACUGAUGGUCUUUACUUGACAUGUAGUCUAUGGGUGUGGGCAACGCUGAUCAACAACAACGCUGCUGAAUAGACUUCUAUAGUAUUAACCGUUGCUAACCUGACAUUACAGCGAAUAGGGGUUCAAAGAGUGACAUUUGUUUGCACAACCAUCACGGUCAUUUUCAUGACUGUUACAAAGUAUUCUGUGUUUGUUUUUAUGUUAAUUUAGUGUUUACAGUGAUGUGCAGCUGCUGUGAGUUUCCCUAUAGGGAACCUGUGUGUAUCAUUGCUAUGCCAAUCAAAUUCUCUCUACUUGUGGAUUACCUCGAAGGUUGAAGAUUUGGUCUUUGAUGAUUUGACUUUGGUCACAAAAUUUGAAUAUCUAAAAUCAGCAUUUUAAUCUUUUGGAGGAUUAAAUGGUGAAUUAUUUUAUUUUAAUUGUAUUUCUUUUUAAGCUAUUUAAGUAAAUACAGGACAGACGUGUUUCUGCUGAUGCACAUGAAUUACCCCAGGACAAAGAUUCACAAAUGUACACUCAGAUUACACCAGUUACGGUCCAUUUUAAACAAUAAAAUGUUCCUCUCUGGGAAUCCAGCACAUU